UCCCUAUUUUCUGGUGAUGUCAGCUAGUACCGCCACAAAUGACCAGUCCAGGAGGUCGGAGAUGGAUGGCCGGGGGGAGGGGAUGGGAACGCCCCUGUCGACGUCGACGGGGGCCCUCGACGGUCAGUCGGACAGGACGGGAUCAAUGCACGCUGCUGCUGCUCCGCCGAGCGAGGAUCUAGGCCCUUGCUGCGGCUGGCCCGCCCGGCUCUGCUCCCCCCUAGCAGUGCCCGUCUGGUGUUCGAACAAAUGCCUCGGCGGCCUGCGGGGCGCCGGCAGAGGAGCCGACCCUACUAGUGAGUGCACCAGUGUCCAGUGCUGCUUACCUAACUACGGCACGGCAGUUAAUCGCCGGCCGGAGAAGAGCCAAGGCACGAGCGACGCUGGCCGCUCCACGGAACGGCGGUUGCACGCGGAGCGAAAACGUCAAAAGACGGCGGCGCUCGAGGCGCCAGGGAGGUCGGAGGUGGCCUUGGUGGAGUCACGGUGGCUUCCGAUCGCCGGCGUGAGGUGUGAACCCACGGUGUGCGGUGGUGGUCGUGUACCAGUCAACGGAUUCCAUUUCACGGCCUCCUAGUACGGUACCAGGUAUUCUACUGGCCAAGUGGCUAGCUCUUGCUUAUCUAUGUGGUGCUCCAAACCAAAUCACUCGGCAGCAUGCCGGAUUAUUUAACGGUUGAGGUGCGUGCUGCCUUGUUCGCUGUUUCUGGUGUACUAGGUUGUUUUCUAACUCCAAAGUUGGUCCAAUGUGGUCCUUCCCCUGAGCCUGAGGAGAUCAUAUAUGAAUACAUUCCCUUAAUCUGGAUGCCGACCGUUUCAUCAUAUGAUAGCAUGAUAGUACAUUGCUGUGGGGUCUUACCUUGGUUUUUUUCCCCCUUUGUUUAACUGACUUCACCGGUCUCCCCCCAUCCUUUUGUUCACUGUCCACACCACGCUUCACACCAUUAUUGACGCUGGAAGAACUCAGGAGCACACAAGGUGUCCCUCACUAGUCUGAGCAGCAGCCGUCGCUCUGGAUACAAGCUCAAAGCCGCAACCUCAGCUGGGCUAACGGGGCAGCCAUUCCGUGUGAGCAACUGACCAUUGCGAAGCUUCCCCAUUUCAGGUAUGGUUCACAUGGAUACAAGCUCAAACCUGCAACCACGGCUAGGAGCUGAUGUAUGAUAGCUGAUGAGGACAGCCGUUCUGUGUCACUAUGUCUAUGUAACGAGCAUUGCCUUGCUUUCCCGUUCCAGCAAUCAGAUCUAGGUAUUGAAAGAAAACAAAGGGAAAUAUCUGGACCGCUAUUUUGGUUAUCGCUCUGGAUACAAGCUCACUUGCAGCCAUUUAUGUGUAAUGAGGGCAGCCUUCCCGUGUGACUUAGCAUCUCAAUGAUUUCCAUGCCAGAUAUCUUCUCCAUCCAAGAAACUCUUACCCGAUGCUCCAGAUGGAGAAAUAGGGAGCAACUGAAAACCUGAGACUUGCGAUUUCAGUCAGAGAGCAACCACAUGGCAGACAGCGGGCAGUUCGUGGUCCCCAUCGGUCCGACCAACAUCAACACCACGGCUAACCAGGGACAAGGGAAUGAUUUAAGGGAAGACAACACGAUGCAAUGUCCCAGCAAUGUUGUGUCCAGCGGAAAUUCCCCUGGCCAUGAAUCCAGCCCCAGGAUCAAUGAUGAUUUUGAGUUCUUGUGGGGACAUCGUAAGUAUUUGGUACUUCUUGGAGUCCUAGCAGUUGGUGUGACAUACAAUGCUGGAUUAACACCACCAGGGGGAUCGUGGACACUAAACAAGGAUGGUCAUGAUGCUGGUGACCCUGUCAUGCAUGAUGGCUUUUCUGAACGAUAUGAGGUGUUCUUUUACUGCAAUGCAGCAGCCUUCGCUGCAUCUCUUGUCUUAAUCAUCUUGCUUCUCAGUAAGACUGUGACAAAUCAAAGGAUGUGGCUCCAUUCAAUGCAAUUAACCAUGACACUAGACCUAUUCAGCCUGCUGGGGGCUUAUGCUGCCGGAAGUUGCAGGGCAGUCAAGUCAUCCAUUUACAUCUGGGUUCUAGUCUUUGCAGUUGUGAUAUAUGUUGGAAUCCAUACCCUAGUAUCCACAAGGUUUGUUCCAAUAGAAUGGAAACAGGAACUGCAGAGAAUGAUAAAUAGAGUUCUAAACCAACGGGGUUCCCUUGGCACGCAAGAGAGCACCCCUUUAGGGAAAGGCGUUGAAGAGGCUCGCAAGUUCAUUUUGACACUUGUAACUUUUGCUGCUACUGUCACAUACCAAGCAGGAUUGAAUCCACCGGGCGGCUUUUGGGCUGAAAAUGACCAUGGUUCUAAUAAGGUGCAUUUGGCCUUUCCUCCUUACAAGCAUCAUCCGGCUACUUCUGUUCUCCGGAGUAACUACCUUCUUCGUUAUAAAAUAUUCAUCACUUCCAAUUCAACUUCCUUCGUGGCAUCUUUGGUCAUAAUCAUACUGCUUCUUAGCCCAAAACUGGGUGGACAUGGAAUGAGGACCAAAGCAGUGAUUGUAUGUGUGGUAGUGGACCUAUUGUGCCUAAUUAUUGCGUAUGCUGCAGGAUGUUGUAGAGAGGUAGCAACAUCAUUCUACGUGGUGGUUAUUUUCGUCGUAAUUUGGAUCUCCUUUGCAGUUUUAGCUGGAGUCUUUGUUCAAGAACCUGUAGCAAAUUGGCUAGAAGAGGUCACAUCAAGCAGCUUGUGUUGCGUGAAUUUUGUUGGCCGUGCACUUUCAUUGAACUUUCCUGGCCACAGAUCGAUCAAUGCAGAGCAGAGGAAUUCUGUGGCAAUGACUGAUCAAUCUCCUGCCCGUUCAACUGAUGCACCUGCAGAAGAUAAUACUCCUGAGCAACAAGACCAGCCCGCAGACAAUCAGCAACAUUCAAAUAUCAGAGAGGGUGAAUUCCAUGAGGAGCAUGCACCUGCAGAAAAAAGUCAAAUUCCAGAUGUUCAAGAGGCUGUGUCUAACUCACAGCAUCCGUCAAGGAACAGCCAGCAAUCAGCAAAUAUCCAGGAUGUUGUGUCCAACCCGGAGUACCAGUCUCCAGAUGUCCAGUGUGUUGCAGAACUGGAGGAUGUGUCCUGCUCACAGCAUCCUGCAGGGAACUGUCAACGACCAGAACAUGCCAAGGAUGUUGUGUCUAACAUGGAGUGCCCAUUACUAAGCCACCAGCAAACUGAAAAUAGCAUGUGCGGUAUGUCAGCUAACCAGAAAGUUGCAAGUAUGAGGGAGCAAUCUUCACCUGAUGAUCCCGACAUGACUGCUCUUCCAGUUGAGCAAAAUAUGUCAGGUGGGCAGAGUAACGGAGACACUAGUCAUGACAUAGUGGAUGAAGUGCUUUCUGCACCUGUGGAAGCCACUGGCAAUGUGGACCGUGCUGAACAAAACAAUCUGAUUGAAGAUAAUAACCCUAGUGCUGAGAUUCUUGGCAGUGAUGACCAUCCUACACAUUCUGAGAAUGGCCAUACUGACAGCAAUCAUGGAUUGCCCAUUCAAAAUGCUGACAACAUCCAAACUGAGAAGCAUCUGAAUAAGACACGAACAUGUAUGUUGCUUCUUGCCAUUCUUGCAGCAUCUCUGGCAUACCAAUCAGGCCUGAAUCCACCAGGCGGCUUUUGGUCAAGAAGUAAAGACCAUCAUUCAGCUGCUGAUCGCAUCCUUGAGGACACCCACCAUCGCCGGUUCAUUGCAUUCUUCUAUCUCAAUGCAAUCGCCUUUGUGGCAUCCAUUGUCAUGGUCACUUUGCUCUUGAACAAGAUGGUGAGCGACAAGUUUACCAAACGGCGUGCAUUGCCAAUAACGAUGAUAGUGGUUCUACUUUCCCUAACCGGAGCUUUUGCUCUGGGGAACUGCAGGGAGGCAAAGAAGACUAUUUUCAUAUCAGUGCUCGUAUGCAGUGUACUUACUUACGUUCUCAUUCAUGUCUUGAUAGCAGUACAUAUGAUUCCUCCAGGAUGGAGAAGGCAGGUGGCAGAUAUGCUAGAGCACUCAGUUAGUCCUUUUUGCUCAGUGCCGCGUCAAUCAGGCCACAGCCAGACUGGGGCUGAUACUAGUGGGAAGGAAUUGGAAAGGCGGCGUAAUCUGCUAUUGACCAUUGCUAUUGUGGCUGUGACUGUCACAUACCAAGCUGGCAUGAACCCUCCAGGAGGUGUCUGGUCUGAUGACAAGUAUGCGACGGGAACUCCGGGCAACCCAAUCCUUCAGGAUACUCAUCCGAAACGCUAUGAUGUGUUCUACUACUCAAAUUCAGUUUCAUUUGUGUCAUCUGUGGUCGUCACAAUAUUACUUGUGAAUAAGGAAUCCUGUGAGUAUGGAAUCAAGUCCUAUGCACUGCGAGUGUUAUUGGUGGCGGGCUUGCUUGGCCUCCUCAUUGCCUAUGUUGCAGGAAGUUGCAGAAAUAUUAAACAGUCCAUCUAUCUGAGCAUCAUUGCUAUGGGAGUUCUAGUCUCCCUUCUGAUUCAAGUUCUGCUCUCUUCGAUGCAUGAUACACUAGGAAAACCAUUGGCUAAGUGUCUAGGAUUUCUACACGAUCUUCUCUUCCAUGCAGAAAGUGGACAAGUAAACACUCCCGUGAGUCCAGAAGCUUCAGUUGACUCGAGUCAUGAAGCUUCAGUUGACGUGAGGUCAGAAGCUUCAGUUGACGCGAGGCCAGAAGCUUCAGUUGCCGAAGAAAAAAAAGUGAGAAAGAGACACAAGUAUCUGAUGCUUCUUGCAAUUUUAGCAGCAUCAAUCGCAUACCAAGCUGGUCUGAACCCACCUGGUGGAUUCUGGUUUGAUGAUGAGGGCCAUGUACCAGGUAAUCCAGUCCUUCAUGAUAUUAAUCACCGACGGUACAAGAUAUUCUUCUGCUUCAAUUCUUUCGCAUUCAUGGCAUCCAUUGUCGUGAUCAUGCUUCCGCUGAGUAAAUCUAUCAGGAACAAGGCUGUGCUACUUGGGGUAUUGCACUUGAUCAUGAUACUGGAUAUGUUGGCUCUCAUGACAGCUUUUGCUGCGGGAAGCAGCCGCAAAUUGAGGACUUCAGUGUACGUCUAUGCACUAGUUGGCGGUGUUGUAGUAAUCCUGCUGCUCCUAAUUAUCGUGUCAAGUGCAAUUACAAAAUAUCGGAAAGCAAGAGAGGGAAGUGGGAUUACCCCCCCGAGACGUUCUGAACCCGUUUCAGGAGCAAACACACCGACACGAUCUGAAGUUUGAUGCUUCCUUUUUACAAGAACCCUAUUCGUCUAGGAAUCUAUAUUUCUGUAUUAUCUGCAAACAAUUUGUAUGCCUCCUAUCAGCAUUUUUCUUCUUGUUCAGAUUUGACUUGAACACUGGUAGGAAAUUAUUUUUGUGUGCCUACUGUAUGUUCUUGGAAAUUAUUUUAGCAUGCUUGAAAUUUGAACUCGAGCCUUCGUCAUGUAACGGUGUCCUCGAUCAAGACUCCAUCGUGUAGGAAUUAUAUGAUGGCUAAUAUUUGUUGUGUUGUUUUUUGAUCUAA
Hordeum vulgare subsp. vulgare (domesticated barley) is the source of this 5457-nucleotide messenger RNA. RefSeq lists its product as uncharacterized. The record is from RefSeq and is a predicted model, not a curated record. The transcript has 4 exons. NCBI's taxonomy places the organism in Eukaryota, Viridiplantae, Streptophyta, Magnoliopsida, Poales, Poaceae. Bases 1488 to 5174 code for a protein of 1228 amino acids.